Molecule: messenger RNA, 873 nt
Organism: Seminavis robusta
Lineage: Eukaryota; Bacillariophyta; Bacillariophyceae; Naviculales; Naviculaceae
Source: the annotation of a GenBank genome assembly
AUGAGCAUCUCCACGACCGGUGAAUGCGUGAGCAUCACCAUUGGUAUGAAGGACGGCAAUCCUAUCAUUACGAAAAUCCACACCGAAGGCUUGGUUGCCAAUAAGACGAUCCUACUGGAAGAAGGCAUGGAGGUUACUUCGAUUUCGUACAAUGGACAGUGCGUCUUUUUGGGAAGGGAGAAGACUUCGGGGGAAAAAAGGGGUAACGCCAAGGCAAAGCCAACCAAGAAGAAAAUGACGCAUCCUUUCUUGGACAAGAAAUUCAAGUUGGAACCUGGAACAAACGUUAUCGCCGUGGUCAUGAAGACUGGCGCAGAAGAGCGGCAGGAAGAUGGUGGAUCAUGGCAGGAAUCCAACGAACUCUUUCUGGUCCGAGGUGUCACUGUGGGGUGCAAAUCCCACAAGAAGAAUUCCCAACAUGUGGAAGUGCUCGUCUAUAGCAUUGAGAGCAUGUCAGAUGACCUUGAUGAGAAGGAUAUCAAGGUUGAUUCCGACACCGACGAAUACGAGUCUGUGAGCAACGAUUCCUUCAGCAGUGAGGAUUCCGACGGUUACGACUCGUUUUCCGACGACGAUGCCGGCACUGAUGGGUCUGUUCAUACAGUUGAGUCUCAGACUGUUCAGACAUUCCAGCCCCAAAAGGCUAAAUUUUCGUUUCGACCUCCUCCCUUGGGGAUCGCAAAUGGAGGAUACUGGACCACGCAAAAAUACGUUGGACGUCAUACUUUGGUAGCAUCGGUUGUCGGGUGCUUUUGCCUCGGUUUUGUUGGACCCAUGGUUCUCUGUUGCCCGUUUGACGAACGCAGUAUCUAUAUCGUCGAUGGCAGAGCCUACGCCGAGAGCGGAAAGUGUGUUGCUUUUCAAGAGGAGUGA